CGGGACGCGGCAGCUGCGGGGCAAAUGUCCGGCGGCUGCGGGGCAAAUGUACGGCCACUCCUCUCGGCUAAAGGGGGCAUGAAACUGUGGAAGGAGGCGGCAGGGCUCGGCUGCAAGAUGGAGGGCGUGCGUUGGGCUUUCGGUUGCGGCUCCUGGCGGCCUCGCUGCUCCGAGUGGCUGCUGGCGGCUCGCUGUGUGCAGGACGAGGAGAGGGAGCGCAUCGGCCGCUUUAUCUUCGCCAAAGACGCCAAGGCCGCCAUGAGUGGACGACUCAUGAUCAGGAAGUUAAUUGCUGAAAAGAUGAAGAUUCCCUGGAAUGAAAUCCAGCUAAAACGGACUAUUAAAGGAAAACCGUUUCUUGCCAAUCCUGUCCUCAACAUCAUCCCAAAUCUUAACUUUAAUAUUUCACAUCAAGGAGAUUAUACUGUUUUGGCAGCAGAACCUAUUUUGCAAGUUGGUGUAGAUAUCAUGAAGACUGACUUUCCAGGUAGCACCUCUGUUGCAGAAUUUUUCCGAAUUAUGAAAAGACAAUUCACAGAUCAUGAAUGGAAUACAAUCCAUACAGCAGGUGAUGAAUGGGAAAAACUGGACAUAUUUUACAGAUACUGGGCUCUGAAAGAAAGCUUUAUAAAGGCGGUAGGCAUUGGCGUUGGAUUUGAUCUGCAGAGAAUUGAAUUCCAUGUCUCGCCAUUACAUUUACAAGAAGGGCAUGUUCAUAAGGAGACAAUAAUGUUUUUGGAUGGAGAAGAGGAAAAAACCUGGGCGUUUGAGGAAACUAUGCUGGAUGAUCGUCAUCAUGUUGCUGUUGCACUUGGCAAACAAGACACCAUUGGCAAAUACCCAGGAGAGGUACAAGAGAAUAUCAAUGAGGAACCAUCCCAGUUCAUACUGUUGACAUAUCAGGAUCUAACCUCAUCAGCUAUUACUAUGGCUCCAGAAGAUCCAAUGUACUGGAGAAACUUUGAAGCCAAAGAAGAGAAACCAAGUCGCCAGCGUAAGAUGCCAGUAUAGCUUGGUGCUGCUUGAAGCAGAAUAGUAGUGGAAACCCCGGUAUUAACGAUGACAGAAACUGGACAGUAAACGGAGGCACUUGCAAUCUAUUUACCUCUUUUCCUCAGGAUGAGUGAGAGAAAACCUUGUACUGAAUGUUUGAUGUGCACUCUGGGUUUAGUCAAAGCCAUUGGUUUUAUACUACUGAUUCAUAGACACACUGAUAGGUUGAGAUGCUUUAAAAACACGCGUUAUGCUUUUCAAUUAAGUAUUUCACAACAGAAUAAAUAUAUGUAGGUAAACUAUUGUUUCUCGUGAUUCAUGAAAUGAAGCCACAAUGUUGAAAUACUAAACGCCUUCAAGGUUUAAGGAUAUGUUCUGAAGAGUAUUUUUCUCCAGCUAACCAUGUUCCAUUGGAAAUGCUUGAGUUUUAGAUUAAGAGCAGGAAUGGCUGAAAAGAUGCCACACUAUUAAACAAAAUGAGAUUGCAUUUUUAAUGGAUAAUGUACUGACCAGGACUGAUAAAUAUACAGAAAUCUAGGAAUAAAUGGGACAUUUUAAGGUUGUGACUAUUGGGGUGUUGCAGGGAUUGAUGCAGCAUCCCAAGCUGUUCAUAAUCUGGAUGAGUGAAACCAGUGUGAUGUAUCCAUGUUUGCUGACAAUGCAGGAAGACUGCAGGUAAGCUUCAGGUGGAUG
This is a messenger RNA of Amblyraja radiata (thorny skate), 1686 nucleotides long. It is a transcript of the gene aasdhppt, whose product is annotated as aminoadipate-semialdehyde dehydrogenase-phosphopantetheinyl transferase. Gene Ontology annotation, molecular function: magnesium ion binding; holo-[acyl-carrier-protein] synthase activity. The coding region runs from base 25 to 1011 and encodes 328 amino acids. Lineage: Eukaryota; Metazoa; Chordata; Chondrichthyes; Rajiformes; Rajidae. The record is from RefSeq and is a predicted model, not a curated record. The transcript is spliced from 6 exons. Gene Ontology annotation, cellular component: cytosol.